AUGGCUGGUGAACAGCUGAAGGGUAGAUGGUCUCUCAAUGGCAUGACUGCCCUUGUUACUGGUGGCACCAGAGGCAUUGGGCAUGCCAUAGUGGAAGAGUUAGCAGGAUUUGGGGCCACAGUAUACACAUGUUCAAGGAACCAAAAGGACCUUGAUGAAAGGCUGCAAGAAUGGGGAGCAAAGGGCUUUAAAGUAUAUGGCUCAACUUGCGAUUUGUCAUCAAGAACAGAAAGAGAAGAACUGAUGAAUAAUGUCUCUUCCACCUUUAAUGGGAAGCUGAACAUAUUGGUUAACAAUGCAGCAACAGUUAUCUUGAGAAGAGCUACAGACCUUUCUGCCGAAGAUUUUUCACGUGUGUUGGGAACAAAUGUCGAGUGUCCUUACCACUUGUGUCAACUUGCAUAUCCGCUUCUGAAAGCUUCAGAAGCUGGAAGUAUAGUUUUUAUCUCAUCUGUGGCUGGUAGCACUUCACUUCCAGGUGCUUCGGUUUAUGGAAGUUCAAAAGGUGCAAUCAAUCAGCUAAGCAAGAACUUGGCAUGUGAAUGGGCGAAGGACAAGAUCCGCGUCAACACUGUUGCACCACACGGAGUGCGAACCACUCGCCCAAAACUAGAGGACUAUGAUGAAACUAUUGCUCAACAGAUGAGGCCUAUAAUGUCUCGGACUCCUCUCCGUCCACUAGGAGAGCCAAAUGAGGUCUCACCACUGGUGGCAUUCCUCAACCUUCCUGUUGCAUCAUAUAUUACUGGUCAGGUUAUCCAUGUUGAUGGAGGGUACACAGCAGGUAGCUACUAG
This is a messenger RNA of Coffea eugenioides, 795 nucleotides long. Its product is annotated as tropinone reductase homolog. The transcript has 5 exons. The record is from RefSeq and is a predicted model, not a curated record. Bases 1 to 795 code for a protein of 264 amino acids. Gene Ontology annotation, molecular function: oxidoreductase activity. Lineage: Eukaryota; Viridiplantae; Streptophyta; Magnoliopsida; Gentianales; Rubiaceae.